Calidris pugnax (ruff) is the source of this 6685-nucleotide messenger RNA. It is a transcript of the gene PNPLA2, whose product is annotated as patatin like phospholipase domain containing 2. The transcript is spliced from 9 exons. Gene Ontology annotation, biological process: lipid homeostasis; positive regulation of triglyceride catabolic process; triglyceride catabolic process. NCBI's taxonomy places the organism in Eukaryota, Metazoa, Chordata, Aves, Charadriiformes, Scolopacidae. Gene Ontology annotation, cellular component: lipid droplet; membrane; cytoplasm. Bases 204 to 1649 code for a protein of 481 amino acids. The record is from RefSeq and is a predicted model, not a curated record. Gene Ontology annotation, molecular function: triacylglycerol lipase activity.
CCGGCAACACAGCGGCGAACCGUGUCGUGCUACGGGCUUCCUUCGUUCAGCAGCAGCAACUCCCGGCUCUCGUCCUCCGUCCCGCCUUCCCAGAGGCGGUGUGAUCUGAGAGGAGCUCCGCGGCUUUCCCUCCCCGUCGCUGCUGUUUCUUCCCCUUCAACUCCCCCCCCCCCCCCCCCCGCCUUCAGCGGGGCGCGGAGGCCAUGUUCCCCCCGGACUCCACCUGGAAUAUCUCCUUCGCCGGCUGCGGCUUCCUGGGGGUCUACCACAUCGGGGUAGCCAGCUGCCUGCAGGAGCAUGCCCCCUUCCUCGUCGCCAACGCCAGGAAGGUCUACGGCGCCUCAGCCGGGGCGCUCACCGCCACCGCCCUGGUCAGCGGCGCCUGCCUGGGUGAGGCUGGCGCCAGCAUUAUUCGAGUGUCAAAAGAAGCCCGGAAGAGGUUCUUAGGCCCACUCCACCCAUCUUUCAACUUGGUGAAGACCAUUCGGAUCUGCCUGUCCAAGACUGUGCCAGAGAAUGGGCAUGAGGUUGCAGCAGGACGUUUGGGUAUUUCCCUGACGCGGGUUUCUGAUGGAGAAAACGUGAUACUGUCAGACUUCAAUUCCAAGGAAGAGCUGAUCCAGGCCUGUGUCUGCAGCACCUUUAUACCUGUCUACUGUGGGCUGAUACCUCCAACCUUGCGUGGAGUGAGAUACGUUGAUGGAGGGAUUUCUGACAACUUGCCCCGAUAUGAGCUGAAGAAUACAAUCACGGUGUCUCCAUUCUCAGGAGAGAGCGAUAUCUGUCCACGGGAUGAUUCCACAAACAUGCAUGAGCUGAGAGUCACCAAUACAAGCAUCCAGUUCAACCUUCGCAACCUCUACCGCCUCUCAAAGGCCCUGUUUCCUCCGGAGCCGCAGGUGCUGCGGGAUAUGUGCAAGCAGGGCUAUCGGGAUGCACUGCACUUCCUGAAGAAGAAUGGUCUCCUUCAUCGUCCAAGUCCUGCCCGUCCUCUCCUUGCCAUAGAAGCACCCCCAGGAGAGAAGAAAGAGGAAGAAACAGAAGCUGAGGACCAACUAGAGGACAAUACUGCCCUUGCUGUUGUUGAAGAGCACAUCUUUGAACACUUGCCUCCCAGACUGAACCAAGCUCUUUUGGAGGCUUGUGCUGAAAGAAGAAGUUUCUUGACUGGCAUCACCAACAUGCUGCCUAUACGUGUGGCCACGGCAAUGAUGGUCCCCUAUAUGCUGCCUCUGGAGUCUGCAGUUUCCUUCACUGUCAGAUUGUUGGAAUGGCUCCCAGAUAUCCCUGAGGAUAUUAGAUGGAUGAGGGAGCAGAUGACUGAAAUCUGCAACUAUCUUGUGAAGAAAGCCAAGAAGAAACUGGGCAGCCAUCUUUCAGCCAGGCUUUACUAUCAUCUCGAGCUUGGAGGGCCGCAGAACCUGCCAAUUUCUUCCACGUCAGCUUGUGGUGAAGCCCUGCCUGUGUGGAUAAGAAGCAACCGUUCCGUGUCUGAUGUCAUGAUGAAGUGGGAGGAGUACCAGCGCCAGCUCAUGCUGGGCUUACUCUGCAUCAACGUGGACAUGCAGGCUUCCCUCUUCCCUCGGGAAGGGUUUCAGAUAAAGCUUCCACCUCUAGACUGUGCAAAAGAGUGCCUGCCACUCUUCUGAGCCUGCUGCCAUGCGGGGAUGAGGGUGGGUGGGAAGGGGACCAGUCUCAUCCCUCAGCAGCAGGACUGCCCUGUGCUCCUGACUAUGCUGCAAAGGGGGUUUCCCCGGGAUGGAGGCUGGUGGAAUUGACUGUAGCCAUUUGUUGCCCACUGGGCCAAGCAAGGGGUCUCUGUGUUCAAAGACACACAUGGGCUGCUACCUUGCUCUAGACUGGUGUUGAGGCCUGGCCAUUGCCCGUGGCCAGGCUGAUGCUGAUCCAGCUGGGCUCUCCCAAAUAAUGCACUUUGAAUUGCCGUUGGCUUUUUAUCGCCAAAUAAUUAGGACGUAGGUGACGUUCUGAAGUUCAUACAGCUUCCUCUGUUUUUUAGAGCAUGAGUCUUGUUUUUUUCUUAAAUCAUCUGACAUCCCUUAGCUCUUUGUGCUACUGAAAGAUGAAGUAGCCUCUUGCCAAACCAGUUUUUCUCAUGGUUUCUAAAUCUCCUCUUGACUUUCUUCUUUGCUGAAGCCACAUCCUUUCCUCCGUCCCUUAACUGCAUCCCCACUGGAAGCCAGAGCUGGCCCUGCUGCAGACUGUGCUGGUACUGCAGAAAUGUAGAAAAGUUAAGUAUUUAUGAUUCAUGUUGUUGUGGUCUCUCCCGUUUUGAUCUUUGUUCUCAUGGAACUGCUGCAGCUUAAACUCUGAAUGUUAAGUCAUUGAGUUUAUUUUAAAGAAGUAAUUUAGACAGUUGGUUUUUUUUUUUCCAGGGAAACGUGUUGAAUUUGAGGCCCCAUUCUUGUCACUGUGAAUGAAAUUAGUGUGGGGUUGCCCUGGAAAAGCUCAGGAUCAGUUUAGCAGCUGAUGCAACAUGAAGUGCUUGUAGGAAGGUGAGAUUGUGCUGGGCAUGUUAUUUUUGAGUGGCUUGUGGUGAAGCAUCACAGCAAGUGCUGGGGAAGCGGUUGCCUCUGACAGGGGUCAGGCUUUGCUCCUUAAGGGACUGUACAACUGAAGGAAGGUCCAAGUGGGUGAUACAGAAGGGAUCUCCUGCAAAACUGGGGCUUGGCUCUGUCUUCUGCUUGAAGAGUUUGGAUGUUGAGGCCUUGGAGUGAAAGGAUUUAGGCUUAUAGCUGUACUAGCCUCACAGCUUGCCUGUCUUGUGUCGUGGCUCGCUGGUACAGCUCUGCAGCUGGCAACAGCAGGAGCAUGAGAAGUGGAAGUGAAGUUAGGAGUGUUGGUGCAUGUGCAGCAUGCCUGGAACUGGACUGGCUACUUUUGGAUUGCCCUUCAAAGACUGGAGCUACUGGGUCUGUAGCAGGGCAGGACUCUGCCUUUGUAAGGUAUUGCCUUCUCAGUGGUGGUCUGGUUGUGACUUGCUGUGCAGAAACGUGAACUCUGUCCUUCACAGGGUGAGAUGUGGCUUCCUGUGGGGAUUGCAUGUACUUAAGCUUCAGUCCUCACACACUGACACAAAACCAGCUCCUGGUAUCUUUUUCUGCAGUGUGUCUAGCUGCAUGAGGCUUCUUCUACCUCUCCUAGCACAAACAGUCUGCAACUGGCCAAAGCAAACAUAUGCUGUCUUUGUUGGAGAGCAGAACAGGGUGUCUGAAGCUGAUUACAUAGCCUAUAUGUGGAAUAGUGAUAUAUAAUAGACUCUCUUAUGCACUUUUGAUUUAGACAGGGAAAUUAACCGCACAAGUUCUACUAAUAGCUGGAGAAAGUAGUGAAUCUGCUUGAUCACAUCUGCAGGAGCAGUGUGGGUGAGGUGGUGGGUGCUGUUUCUGACCAGCACAAUUGUGCACUGGACGUGGGCUUGAGUCUUUGUGGUGGAGACUGUGAAUAAGCAUCAGGACUUUUCUGCAGUGGCCAUUGCAAGCUGGGAGGCAAUAAAGCAGGCAGCUGUGGUGCUAACCCACUGCCUGGGAGACACCAGUGCAAAUACGAGCUCGUGACUUAGAGUAUCGCCCCACUGCCCUUCCUGGAUGUAACCUAACAAGGGCCUGCAUUGCUUCUGAAGCAGGCCUGCACUUACGCAGUCAGAUUUAGUCUUAAGCUUCACAUAGUUAAGGCAAUUAGGGAACAGGGAAGUCGCUACAGGAAGAGGAAAAAAAAAAAGAGGAUUCGGAAACCAGAAUAGGAAUACUGGGUUAUAAAACAAGUCAAUCUUGUGAUUGUCUAAAGCCUGCAGAAAAAACUUACUGCUAGAUGGAUAGAACUAAACAAAGUGAAUCAUAACAAGCAACUGCCAGUUAGUGGGAACAGGAUGAAUUUGAUGAAAAUUGGAGUUGAGAAAAGGUGUUUAUCUUGCGGUUUGGUGUGGGAUUUCUUUUCUUCCACUGCUUUGGGCUGCCUUCUUUGGGGGACCAGCACAUGUGCAGCUGCUUAGUUUGCCAAAUGCACAUCUCUUGUCCCUAGAGCACACAGAGCAAUUGGCAGGAAUAUACAGAUAUUUAGUGGCAAGAUUGAAGGUAUUUCAUCCAGAAGCAAAACAUCUGUGAGGAGCAAAGCUGGAUAAGGAAAGUCCUGUGCUUAGAAGCUGCUGCCCUUUUGACUCUGCCUUGUUUGUGUUGAUAUAUGGGUGGAGAAAAUGAUGCAACUAUUUUUUUAUCCCUUCUUCCUGGACUGGUAAAACCACUGAGUGAUUAUGUAAACCACUAAACUAUGAAAUAAAACUCUCUUGGCAACAGUGCACUAAGAAAUUGCAGCUUGGCACCCUUAUCCCCUGGGUCUCCUCUGUUCUCCUUUUGCAUCAGAACUAACUGGGAUGGUGCCACUGUCUUCCAGUGCUCUGAUCCAGAAGGCUUGCUGGUUCUGGUCUGUAUGUUUCAAGACAUUAACUGCUGUGCCUGGUAAAAGGCCUGAGGUUUUUUUGUCUUUUACUUCGACUGCUGUUCGGUUUCUUAUAUUAACCAUUCAAAGAGAUGCUUUUGUACACUUCAAAGUGUAACCACAAACCAAAGCCUGGCUUUAAAUAUAAAGGUCUAACUCUUCAGGGAGGAAACUCCUGUUUUCCCUAUGCUAAUUUGCAGGGUGUGAACGGAUACUGGGAAAGCACCACUGUAUUAACCCUUUCUUUGCCUGUGCUUAUUCCCCCAGUAAUUCAGUGGCUGUUGAGUGAUAGCUUGUUGGUUUUAUAGAUUUAAGGUCUGAUAAAGGAACUGCAGACCUGUCAAAACUACCCCAAACUACCCUCUUCUUCCUUAAGAGAAGUUUCACACAUUUGUUUGAAAUUUUUGCUGCUCGUUCAUCACAGAUUAUAAAGGAUGAAGGAAGUAGGGGAAAUCUUCUUGUCCACUGAUGCAGAAAAAGACCUAUGGCUGCUUUUUGCCUUGUCUAGCUCACUUCUUUGAAAUAACUGGAAACCUUGUGAUAGGCUCUGGAUUGGAUAUAGAGGGGUUUGUUGUGAUAGGGCUAACUGGAAUUCUUCAAGCCUUUGUUCUGUGUGUUCCUCAUGGCGUGCAUUAUCUUCCGGGCAGCAGUUGCUGAUUAACCUACAUUGUCAAGAUCAUAGGAACAAGGUUAUCCUCUGUAGCAGUCAGUCCCUUCCUCAGCAAAAUGUGGCUGGGCGGCCCAGUGGGUGGUUGCCAGGGCCUGUCUGCUCUCCAAUAUAUGGUGGUUGAGAGGUCAGGUUCCUGGACCAAAAGUCCAUCUUGCAGUCCAUGUCCAAUCAUCCUUACAGCAUUCACUUGAACUCUGCAAGAGUCCCAACUCUAGCAGUUUCUACUGUUUUACAUAAAGGGUCUGUGUAUUCAGGAAUCCACUUUUUUUUUUUCUCCUUCCUGUGAUACAGAUACUACCUGCUGCUUUUAACAAGGCUAAUGGUGAACUACUCCUGCAUCUAACCAGCCCCUAACCCGUACAACACUGUAGAGUUGUUUAUGUCGUGCACAACAGUCCGUAUCUAUGGCAUGCUCUGUAAGCCACGAUGCGCGUGUGGUAUGUUGGGUUUGGUUUGCUGCCUGCCCUACUGUUAAUACUGUUGCAAGCUGAUUUUCAAGGGGUAGGAGAAAAUACUUCACUUCUGACCGUGAUCUAUAGGACCUAGGAAUUGUUUUCUUGUAACUUAGAGGGCUGUGUAGCUGCAGCACUCAGACCAGAGAAUAAGAGACGAUCUGCUGUCUGCCAGCACUGGGGUGUCCCUAGAGCUUACUAUAUAUUCCCCAGUGGUUUUGUCCAUUUUUAAGAAUGAAUCUGGUAAUUCACUCCUUCCUCUGAGAGAAGAGCUCUCGCUUUCACUAAAGUGGUUGUGGGAGGAAUAUCUGAAACUCUGUGUGCUUCCCUUAGGGGUCCAUUUCUGCUAAACGCAUGCUGGAUGCGGUGGGUGGUGGGGUUGGGCGUCGCCAAAGUCAGAGGACCUUGCCAGCAGUUUUCUCAAGCUUGGUUUCCAUCUUCCCCUUAAAUCAAUGAGUGAAUGGACCACCUCACCUGGCUGCUGUGUCUGCCAGUUUGUGCCAAACACACCUUGUGCCUUGAUGGUGGGCUCUGGCCUGCCUGCCCCCCCGUGUCCCUGCGCUGUCUCCUCUCCCUCCUUCCCCUUGCCCACGGGUGGCACGUUGCUGUUUCCAACCCGCACUAGGACAGUCUCACUGUGUGGACCCACACCAGCCCUCCUGCACAGGGAGGGGAAACCUCUAGUUCCAAACAGAAGACUUAGAAAUGUAACUUUUGAAAUAAAUACCUCUUUCUUCCCGGGUUUUCUCUUGCUCUUGAAAACAGCAUCUAAAGCAGCUCUCUGACUUAUAUUUGAGUCCCAGGGACAUAUUUGUCCCUGGGACUCGGCUGCUGUCGCCGAGUUUGGGAAGACCCUUAAACACACAACACACGUGGAGAUCCUGUGGAAAUUACUGAUGUCAGAGCAGCAACUAGACCAGCAAUAGCAUACGCAAGUCAUGUAUUUACACAGCAAUGUCACUAAGUAGUGUUCACAGUCACUUUAAAAGUUCAGUAUUAAAUUGUUGAUGCUUUUUUUGCUCCUGUUUCUUUUUUCUAAUGUUUUGCUGAAGAAAAUGUAACUAUUUAUUUUGGCAGAAAUAUACCUUCUAAUAAAAACUUUCUAAAUAUA